UGUCAUCUUGCAGCAUGGUGAGAUUUGCGUUUUUGUGUUGAUAUUCAGUGAUUUGGACUUUUUGAAAUGGCACCUGUAAAUCCACGUUUUAAAGGUAAACCUUCAUUUAAAGGUAGAAACACGAAGAGGAAUUAUGCGGAUAAUCGUCGGUCAGCUGUUAAUAAAAAGAAGAAAACGUGGAAUCCGGUGAAUAAGUUUUUCCAGGGCAGUUUACAGGAAGGUCAGGGCUUUGCCUUCCAGAGGAAGCAAAAAGUACAACAAGAAUACAAGAAACUUCUGCGAAAGGAGAAAUGGAGAAUGAAGGAUUCCCAGCUGAAGUUAGAAGAGGAAUACCCCGAGCAUCUGAAGCACCUCUACAUGGCUGAACAGCAGAGAUUGAACGAAGAAGAGCAACUGAACAAGGUUCGCAGGAGGAAAGGAAGGGGUGCUGAUGCAGGGGAAGAAGAAGAGUCGGUCCUUUCUAGCUCUGUCACAAGGACUUCUGAGACAGGAAGCCCUGAGAAAUCAUCUGCCUUAUUGAAUGAAGGACCACUGACAUCACAGAUUGAGAGUUCUGGUCAGGACCAACUUGGGAAAAAGAAAUGGAAGAAAAUGUCUUCCAACCAGAGGAUGAUGGAGGAAUAUAAAAGGAAAAAAGAGGAGCGAGAACGGAAAAAAGAGGAAUACUUGAAAGACAAAGCGCAGAGAGAGGAAGCUCUGAAAAGGUACAAGGAAAAGAAAAUGGCGACAUAUCAGUUGCUGAAGAAGAAGACCAAAAAGGGUCAGCCCAACCUGAAUCUGCAAAUGGAGCUGCUGCUUCAGAAAAUCGAGGCUCAGCGAAAAUAACCAAACCGCCUGCAACCUGCUGUUUAAAGGCCUAAAGUGUAAUUUAUUCACCUGCAGACAGUGCGAGAGACCUGGAAAUGUGUUUAUAUUACACAGAGACUGAAACAGAGUAAUAUGUAUGUCAUUGCUCUGUCUGUAAUGGUUGAAUCAGUAGAUGGUGCUGUCCUGUGUGUUUAUGAACUGGUUAAUGGAGUUGGGUUAAAAUGUGGAUUUGUGUAAUUCUUAAAAUUUUACAGAAGCCUUUAUUUGUAGUUUGUUAUAAUUUUAUGAUCUCGGAUUUAAUAAGACCCAACUCUAAUGUAAAUGGAGGCUAUUUGUACUCUAUCUUUUUGAAAAUAAAACUACACUUCAUGCA
Messenger RNA from Neoarius graeffei (lesser salmon catfish), 1180 nucleotides. RefSeq names its product coiled-coil domain containing 59 (gene ccdc59). NCBI's taxonomy places the organism in Eukaryota, Metazoa, Chordata, Actinopteri, Siluriformes, Ariidae. The coding region runs from base 67 to 825 and encodes 252 amino acids. The transcript is spliced from 4 exons. Gene Ontology annotation, cellular component: nucleus. The record is from RefSeq and is a predicted model, not a curated record.